Oncorhynchus masou masou (cherry salmon) is the source of this 5032-nucleotide messenger RNA. RefSeq names its product adenylate cyclase type 10-like. The transcript is spliced from 32 exons. Gene Ontology annotation, molecular function: protein binding; adenylate cyclase activity. NCBI's taxonomy places the organism in Eukaryota, Metazoa, Chordata, Actinopteri, Salmoniformes, Salmonidae. Gene Ontology annotation, biological process: cyclic nucleotide biosynthetic process; intracellular signal transduction. Bases 1 to 4959 code for a protein of 1652 amino acids. Gene Ontology annotation, cellular component: cytoplasm. The record is from RefSeq and is a predicted model, not a curated record.
AUGGGUUGGAUAAAGGGAGAGGGUGAGAUAGAGGACUCGUACAAAAUAAGCAAAAUAGCUGCCCAUGUACCUGAUCUUGUUGUCUACAGCACCCUCACCAACGAUAUCCCCUACGCAGAGAACUUUCAUGGAGUCCUUCUCUUCGCGGAUGUCUCAGGCUUCACUAAUCUGACUGAGAAAUUCAGUUUGAGUAGCAAGAAAGGCUAUGGAGCAGACGAGUUGACACGCACGCUCAACAGCUACAUUGGGGAAAUAGUCAGUCAUAUCCUUGAUGCUGGGGGAGAUAUUCUGAAUUAUGCAGGCGAUGCCAUCUUGGCUCUAUGGACUGUGGAGAGAGUCCAGCUCAGUGAAGUAAUCUCCCUGGUAGUCAAAUGCAGCCUCAACAUCCAGGACCAGUGUGGAGUCCGGGAGACGGAAGUGGGCUGUCAGCUAAAAGUUAAAAUAGGUAUAUCUGCUGGGAAGCUCUCCAAGGUGAUCGUAGGAGACGAGAUCAGUCAGUACUUUGUGGUGAUUGGCCGGGCGGUAGACGAGGUGCGGCUGGCAGAGGGUUUGGCGGUGGCCAGCACAAUCAUCUUGUCACCUAACGCCUGGGAACUAUGUGAGAGGGACAACAUUGCCAUUGACCCCAUAGAGAACGAGAGAGCCGUGAAGGUGCGAUACAUCAAGAGAGAGCCCAGUUUCUCUGUUGAGAAGUACCAGGAUUCAAUAGGAAUGUCUGUAGAGCAUGAAAAAGUGACAAGAGAUUGUGUGAGGAGAGCAUCUCGACUGAUGCCAAACGCCGAGCUUGAGAAAACUUUAAGGAAGUACAUCAUGAAAACGGUUUUGCAGAAGAUAGAUGACGACCAGCCUCUGGAGUAUCUUUCUGAGAUGCGUCCGGCCACCAUAGUGUUUGUCAACAUGCAGUUCAAGGGAGGAGAGAGUGACCAGGAGCAGUGUAAGACCAUCCACCAGGCUGCCAUUGGCAUCGGUCACCAGAUAGUCGAGCACCACGGGAGGGUCAAUAAAGUGUUCAUGUUCGACAAGGGCUGUACUUUCCUCUGUCUGUUUGGGCUCCCUGGGGACAAGCGGGAGGAUGAGAGUGCCCACGCCUUACAGGCUGCCUAUGGAGUACAUGACCUUUGCCAGAAAGAGAUCCGCAGCCUCAAGACUGUCUCUGUUGGAGUAACCACAGGUCCAGUGUUCUGUGGUGUAGUAGGACAUCCAGUGAGGCAUGAAUACACAGUGAUUGGUCGUAAGGUGAACCUGGCGGCACGGCUGAUGAUGCACUACCCCGGGGUGGUGUCAUGUGACAGCGAGACUUGCUACUACUCAAAACUGCCCGCGUUUUAUUUUAACGAACUGCCCAAGAAAGCCAUGAAGGGAGUCAAGAACCCUGGAGUCCUUUAUCAGUUCAUGGCCAAUAAACAGCAGAUAACUGUUGGUAAAGCACCUAUGUCCAUUGAGAGAGAGGAGGGAUAUCCUCUUUUGGGCCGAGAGAAAGAAAUUGAAGUGUACUCCAGCAUGCUGAAGGGGUUCUUGGAGGCCAGGGCUGCAGGUCACAAGAACUACAACAAUGUUUUGAUUUACGAGGGACCUAUCGGCUAUGGCAAGAGCCGCCUGCUGGCUGAGGUGGUAUACAGAACAGCCAAGGAGGGAGUCAGAGUGAUCUCUUUUGAGCUGGCCAAGACGGACAUCAAGCAGUCCAACUACGCCCUCCAGACCCUACUGGCCAUCGUCAUGUCAGUUCAGAACUGUAAGAGCUACGCAGAGCGAGAGAGAGUCCUCCUCUCCAAGAUCCUAGACCCAAAGAUGAGGCAGAACCUCUGCCUUCUCAAUGAUAUCCUGUUAGUCAAGUUUCCUGUGUCGAAGGAUGUGUCACUCAUGGACAGUCAAACGAAGAACAAGAAGAUGAGGAAAUACUUUCUGGAGUUGUUUUGCAAGUUUGCUGAGGACGAGCCGUGCGUGUACGUGUUGGACCAGGCUCACUUUGUGGAUCGAUCCUCAUUGACCUUCCUGCUCGAAGCAUGUGAAAAAGCCUCGGUUCUGGUGUGUAUGGCCCUUCUCCCACACACCAGUCAGAGCGGGCCCUUCUCGGAGCUUAGCCGCAUCAUCAAGGACCCCCGGACCCUCUACCUUAACCUGCCUGGGUUGGAGCCCCCCGUCAUCGCCCAGCUAGCCUGCCAGAUCCUGGGGGUGGUCCGCAUCCCUAGCGAGGUGGAGCUGUUCCUGGUGGAGAGAAGCCAUGGAGUUCCAUACUACUGUGAGGAGCUCUUGAAGAGUCUGUAUCUGGGAAAUCUGAUCGUGAUCGAGGAGGUGGAGGGGGAGGAUGAGGCUAAAGACGUAGACAUCCUGUUCCCUGAGCCCACCCUGGUGGUACACUGCUCCAAACCCAGCCAGGUGGGGCAAGAGGAGGACGCCAGGGCCGGAGCGCUGGGUCCACCCAAGGCAUCCAUGUUGAAAUCCCGCAAGAUCACAGCCCUGGACCAUUUUGUUGACCGUGCUUUGGUCUGUUUUGUCGGAGAAGCUGCCAAAUUCCACGAAGUUCCCAUCCCUCUGACAUUGAAAGGCAUGGCCCUGGCCCACCUAGACCACCUGCAGCCGGCCGACCAGAUGGUGGUGAAGUGUGCUGCCAUCAUUGGCCAAACCAUCACCACGCAGAUGCUCAUCAACAUCCUGCCAGAGUCAGAAAACCCCGACAAGCUCAACCUGUCGCUCACCUCCCUGUUCAAGUCGGGCACGUUUGAGUGCGGCUCCAAGCCCAAGCAGUUCACCCAGCAACUCACCAAAGAGUCAGAGUGCUGGGAUGCACUCAACUGCUACUGUGUCCAGGACAGCCAAGAAGAUGUCCGUGAAGAAGUGUCAGGCAAGGCGUCUGUGGACGGCGCGUGGCGCUGCAGGGUGAUGCGUUUCUGUACGGCCCUGGUCAAGGAGACGGCCUACGACCUGUGGCUGAAGGAGCAGAAGAGAGAGAUCCACCAGAAGUGUGCCAGCUACCUCCUCAAGCAGGCCCACCGCUGCAGGGACUGUGGCAUUGCCGAGUUCAUCUUCGGCCACAAGGCGGCAAUAGGGAACAACCUGAUCGAGAUCCACCCGAGUUUGCUCAACGUACAAGAGUCUGGGGAGGCCCUGUUCCUGGGCCAAAGUACACUGGGGCUCCCCAAGGAGACUAUACAACUGAACCAGGUCAGCCCUUUGCAUCCCAACAGUGAGGAGGACGAGUUCUUGUUGAAACUAGAUUCUAUGGUGAAUGAGUUCAACACCACAGUGGACAGAACCAGGAAGUGUAGGUGUGCCCAGGUGACGGAGUGUGUGCUGUGCCCCAUGGUGCGCCACUGCACAGGCGUGGGCGACGUGCCCAAAACCUUUUAUUACCUGCUAGAGACCGCCGCAGCAUCGGCUUACCUCUCCAACAACCUCAAGGCCCUGUCCUAUUUAAACGAAGCCAAGAUCAUACUGGAUAAUCUGAAAGUGGGCAAGCCAGCCUUUGAGACUGCCGACCCGAAAGUCAAAGUGAAAAUCAACAACUUUGAGAGAGCCUGUAUUUUCCGUCUCAGAGGAGAGGUGUUGUACAACACAGGCCAAAUGGAGGAGGCUGAGAGCAUGUUUUCCAGCGCCCUACGGCUCCUGAACAGACGUCUCCCUACGAACCGCGUGGCCAUGUCCCUGAAGUACGUCUGUGAGAAGAUGAAGAGUCUGUGCUACAGAUUCAAGAACCCUGACAACCCUGGAGAGAAGAAGCUGGCGUUCCUCCACGAGCAGAUCUGCUGUCUGUCGUACAUGUGGCAGAUCGGCUGCAUGAGGAGAGCUCCCAAGAACAUGCUCAACGCAUCGCUGGCCAUCACUAUGGAGAUGAACUCAGCCCAGAAGAGUGCAGAGGAGACCAAGAUCAUCUUCUCGUGCAUCGACUACCUCCAGUAUUGUCAGCUGAAUGGCCAGGACGACCGGUGUAAGAUCUAUGAGAGGAUGCUGUGUGGAACCUGUGUUGAGCUGCCUGACUGCAUGGAGGGCCUGAUCCUCACCAGCUACUUCAUACGCUCCCUCUCCAUCGUCAAGCUCUGCUCCGGAGCCCUGCACGACUCCAUCCAGUAUGGUCUCCGAGCAGAGCAGAUCAGCAAGCUGACGAACCGCCGGGGCCUGGACAUGUAUGAGGAGUGUGUCCAGCUGAUGCAGAGUCUGGAGUACCUGGGAAACAGGACCCGCAUCAGCACGGCUAAAGGCUGGUUCUAUGCAGGCUGCUUUGACUUCCUGCUCUACUCAGGCUUUGCCUUCCGUCCGUUUGAGGAGUGCUACACCUUUGUGGAGGAGUCCCAGUCAGACCCUAACCUGGUGGCUGACAAGAGUCUGAUGAUGAACCUCUACUCUGCUCUGGCUCUGUGGUAUGCCCGUCUGUGUGAGUGGGAGAAGGCCUGUUUCUUCUACACCAAGGCCUGUGGAGUGACCCGACAGGCUCCCUCAUCCAUCCACUCCAUCAACGGCGUGGUCAUGUUCCUGGAGUGCCAUGUGCUGCUGUUCAGAAAGGCCCUGGUGGAGCACAACCAACACAUCAAAGCCAUCUACCAGAGCACACAGAAGCACUUCACAGAGUUCAACCGGAAGUACUCGACCAGCAAGAUGUACUUGCCCCGGGUGCUGCACCUCAGAGCUUACAUGUACGUGCUGGCGGGCCACGAGGCUCUGGCCAACGCCAUCCUCAACAAGGCUUUAAAGCUGUGUCAGCAGCACGGCAACAAGCUGGAAGAGAGCUGGAUCACACAGAACCAGAUUUCGUGGUUCGGCGUGUUCAGGCAGAGUACCAGCAACUGGUUCGAUUCCACUUUGACCAUGCCCAGCUGGGAGGAGGCUAGGGGGAUGGACCCAGAGGAGCUGGCCCAUACCCGCUACACCCUAGUGGGUGUUGGGGGCGAGAUCUGGGCUGACAACUCCAGCCUGCACCUCGCCCCAAAGGCAGAGGACACCCAGCUCCUCAAAGGCCAAGAAUAGGGACCCGGUUCCUUUAUUGAGAGUGUGGAGAACACUGUAUAUAGGGAAAGCUAUUGGAGCAGAUAGGAAGGAA